Molecule: messenger RNA, 641 nt
Organism: Tribolium madens (black flour beetle)
Lineage: Eukaryota; Metazoa; Arthropoda; Insecta; Coleoptera; Tenebrionidae
Exons: 2
Coding region: 92-493 (133 amino acids)
Source: RefSeq, a predicted model, not a curated record
UCAAAAUUUAGAAAAAAAGUUACAGGAAGCAAAUGUAAGAUUUCAAAAGUUGAAUAAGCUGUAUGAAAAUAAACUUGAAAAACUAAAGAGAAUGCAGGAAAAAAUUGACAAUUACAGUAAAGGUCAACAUUGUGUAGUGAAAAUUGAGUCAGAUGCAAAGGACUUAGAACCAAGGGCUGUGUUUUUACUUGAUCAAAUUUAUAAUUAUUCCCUAAAAAAGCCAAGAUGGUCUGAAGUUACAGUACGUCAUUGUAUUGCCUGGAGGUACAUUUCUUCAAAAGGUUACGAAUUUGCGAAAAAAAGUCAGUUUUUAAAAGCUCCAUCCAGAAGAACUUUAGACAGAUAUAUGGGAAAUUCCCAAGGGGAUCCAGGCUUGACUAAUUUAAUUAAAAACAGAAUAACUGCUGAAGAUGACAUGGCCAUUAAAGAAAAAAUGGAGUAUAGUCGAACAGAAGAUACAUUUUACGGCAUUGCAAAUACUGAGAACGAAUAAAAUUAAUCCUAGUGUUUUUUAUUUGAAAUAUUGAAGACAUAAUAAAGAGUUAUUGUAAUAUGUUAAUGCUCUUGUAAAUUUGUAAAGAUUAAAAAUAACUAUCUAACCCAAAUGUAAAUCUCAAAUUUUGUAAAUAAAUAAAAUUAUA